This is a messenger RNA of Suillus paluster, 1155 nucleotides long. Its product is annotated as Prephenate dehydratase-domain-containing protein. Gene Ontology annotation, molecular function: chorismate mutase activity; prephenate dehydratase activity. The record is from RefSeq and is a predicted model, not a curated record. Gene Ontology annotation, biological process: L-phenylalanine biosynthetic process. Gene Ontology annotation, cellular component: cytoplasm. Lineage: Eukaryota; Fungi; Basidiomycota; Agaricomycetes; Boletales; Suillaceae. The coding region runs from base 100 to 1014 and encodes 304 amino acids. The transcript has 4 exons.
GUAGUCAGCGCUCCAACGUUUGACACGUGUAAUUCAUCAAGACCAUUGAACCGAACGCCCUGGACUUUGAAAACUUGGAGCACGAUAUAGACUCCAUCGAUGCUAAAUACCCCUUCGGCAUUAUCAUGCCCCGAUGCUCCUGCACUGGCUUUCCUAGGUCCGCUCGGAACAUAUUCCCAUCAGGCGGCAUUUGACGCUUUUGGCGAUUGCGUUCAUUAUGUCGCGAAGCAGACCAUCGCCGACGUCUUCGAGUCAUUAUCGUCUGAGCUGCCCUUUGGUAUUAUACCCCAAGAAAAUAGCACCAACGGGUCGGUGAUCGAGACCUACAACCUACUUCGAUGCAGAAUCAUUGGUCGGGACAGUUUCGUGAGAGGGGAGACAAAUAUGCCGAUCGAACAUUCCUUGGUCGUUCGCCAAAAUGUCAAAAUGGAGGACAUCGAACACGUUCUCAGCCACGAGCAAGCGUUAGGCCAGUGUAAGAUGUUUUUGAAGGAGUUCCUUCCAAGAGCAUCGCUUGUGCCGACCGACUCGACUGCGAGUGCUGCUCGUGCAUUGCUCAACCCGCCCUCCAAUGGUUUUGACCCCUUGAAGAGUGCGGCGAUUUGUUCCACGGUCGUGACUUCGUUGUUUCGUGACCUGGAAGUAUUGCGCACUGGCAUUCAAGAUGGAGAAUCGAACACAACACGUUUCUAUAUCGUAUCCUAUGGCACGGAUGCUCGGGUCCCAUGGAAAUCACCACCUACCUAUCAGAGGCGUGCUCUGAUUCGUCUCUUACCUGAUAGAAGCUCAGGAGCAUGGGAUGCUUCACGGGCAAUCAAGGCACUUAACAUGCCAAUCUCACGCAUAGACCGACGACCAUCCCUAGGUUCAAACACCUUUCAUGAUGCAUACUUUCUUGAAGUGUAUGCCGAAGGAGGACAGGAAGAUGAUAUUUCCUGGUUUGAUUGUGUGAACCAGGCUGUCGAAAGAUUAAGGCGAGCAGGUUUUGAAUCUACGGUGCUGGGCAUGUGGUAGCAUUGUGUAGCCAAAAUUACAGAUGUACUCGUUUCAUGUGUGUCAUAACGCAACAUCAAAAUUCAUCCAUCAAGUGCGUGAAGCCGAAAAAGUUGUUAUUGGGGAAGAACCAGAAGUUCACGCUCUAAACCUCCCGCCGAU